UUCAGCUUCUCAAGUAGCAGGUCUUGUGGGUCAGCACAACCGCUCAACAUGGUGACAGAAACGGACGGAAACAGUACUCUACACUGAGCUUUCAAGGGAGAUGAUCAAAACCACAAGAGGAAUAAGGAGAGUUUGAUUCCAGAUCCACUGUAAAGUGAAACAUUUCAACUAACAAUAAACGGACGUGAGGAGAACAGUGAGGAUUUUUCAUCUCGAGCCGUCUUUAGCUCGUCAGGGUCUCUACCGACGAUGAGAGAUGAGGCAGAGGCUACGGACUGUUCAGGAUCUUCAGUGGAGCAGAUUCCACAUUUUUUGCAGGAUGUCGUCUUCCAUGGCAAGUUUGAGUUGCUGAAGACGCUAACCCCAGAGGAAAAUACCCAUUGCCAACACGGCCUCUAUUUUCAAGAUGGUCAGCGGCACGUGGACUACGUUCUCACCUACGCUUUGAAGAAAUCAUCGGCGGGACGUUCCAUUCGAUACUCAACACAUUUGCUCACAGAAAAUGCUGUGGCACGCAGCCUGCGGCGUAACCAUCAUCCAUCUUCAAAAACGUCAACACUUUCCAAUGUGGAGCUAAACUGCCCAGGAGAAACCUAUAGUGCACACGAGGAUCAUAAAAACUUCAGGAGAGAGGAGUUUCAAGGGAAACUUCGAGAUAUGGGCCUGGAGCUGGAGAUUGAUGAAGACACCAAGAUCCUAGGUGUGGGAUUUGUAAAAAUUCAUGCUCCAUGGAAUGUUCUUUGUCGAGAAGCGGAGUUCAUGAAGCUUAAGAUGCCCACUAAAAGGGUCUAUGAAGUCAAGAAGUCAAGCGGUGUUAUCGAGAAGGUCAAUCAAAUCAUCAAUAAAGUUCUUGAGCCUCUUCAUCCUCAAGUUGAGGAACCCCAACCAAAGAACAUCAAACACCUGUCACACACUUUCUCCCGGGAAAAGCAACAUCUGUUUGACCUUUCAGACAAGGAUUCCUUUUUUGACAGUAAAACAAGGAGUUCAAUAGUUUACGAAAUACUAAAACGGACAAAAUGCAAGGCCAAGUACAGCAUGGGUAUCACCAGUCUCCUAGGUAGUGGUGUUUAUACAGCUGCUUACCCUCUCCACGAUGGGGAUAUUGAUGAAGAGAGCGCCGAGCCUAAUGACAGAAAACUUUUGUAUGAAGAGUGGGCAAACUACAGUGUCUUCUACAAGUACCAACCCAUCGGGCUAGUAAGGAAGUACUUUGGCGAGAAGAUUGGACUGUACUUUGCCUGGUUAGGCCUGUACACUCAAAUGUUGAUUCCUGCUUCCCUUGUGGGAGUCAUAGUCUUUCUGUAUGGAUGUGCAACUGUUGAUGACAAUAUACCAAGCAUGGAGAUAUGCCACCAAAAAAACAACAUCACCAUGUGUCCUUUGUGUGAUAAAGUGUGCAGCUAUUGGAAGCUGAGUUCUGCUUGUGGAACUGCAAGGGCCAGUCACUUAUUCGACAACCCGGCUACUGUAUUCUUCUCGAUAUUCAUGGCCCUUUGGGCUGCCAUGUUCAUGGAGCAUUGGAAGAGGAGACAAAUGAGACUUAAUUAUGAAUGGGACCUGACCGGAUUUGAAGACGAGGAGGACCACCCAAGAGCUGAAUAUGAAUUCCAAGUUAUGCAGAAGUCUCUCAGCAAAGAUAACAAAAAACAGUACAAGAUGGAAAAGCUGACGUGCCGAGAUCGUCUUCCCGCUUAUAUGACGAAUAUUGUCACAAUGUUGUUAAUGAUUGGUGUUACAUUCGCCAUUGUAUUUGGUGUCAUCCUGUACCGCAUCUCUACAAAAGCUGCUCUUCAUAUGAGCUCCAAUCCAACCACCCGGAACCAUGUACAACUUACUGUCAAAACAACAGCAGCCAUUAUCAACCUUGUGAUCAUCCUUAUACUGGAUGAGGUAUAUGGAGCUGUGGCACGAUGGCUCACUGUUUUAGAGGUUCCAAAAACGGACAAGAGUUUUGAGGAAAGACUCAUAUUUAAGACCUUUAUUCUGAAGUUUGUCAAUGCUUUCACACCAAUCAUCUACAUUGCUUUCUUCAGGGGAAGACUGGUCGGCCGACCAGGGAACUAUUUAUAUGUUUUUGAAUCCUACAGAAUGGAAGAGUGUACUCAUGGAGGCUGUCUGAUGGAGUUGUGUAUUCAACUGAGUAUCACCAUGUUGGGGAAGCAGUUAAUUCAGAACAACCUUUUUGAGAUUGGAAUACCCAAGCUAAAGAAGCUUAUUCGCUAUAUCCAGUCAAAGCAAAGCACUUUUCAAGAGGAGGAAAGGCAAAAAAAGUUGGAGCGAUAUGAAACCGACCACUUCCUGGAGCCAUUUUCAGGGUUAACACCUGAAUAUAUGGAAAUGAUUAUCCAGUUUGGGUUUGUCACAUUAUUUGUGGCGUCCUUCCCGUUGGCUCCAUUGUUCGCUCUGCUCAACAAUAUUAUUGAAAUACGACUUGAUGCAAAGAAGUUUGUGACUGAGCUACGUAGACCAGUGGCAGCAAGAGCCAAAGAUAUUGGUAUUUGGUACAACAUCCUUAGAGGGGUGGCUAAAGUGGCUGUCAUUAUCAAUGCAUUUGUCAUCUCCUUCACCUCAGACUUCAUUCCUCGGAUGGUCUACCAGUACAUGUACAGCCCUGACGGUACCAUGCAUGGGUUUGUCAACCAUACUCUCUCCUAUUUCAAUGUCAGCCACUUCCAGGAUGGGAAGGAGCCCCUUGAUCCCAUGCAACUUGGUUAUACAGUUGAGAUAUGCAGAUACAAGGACUACAGAGAACCGCCUUGGUCAACAACUCCGUAUGAGAUUUCAAAAGAAUUCUGGGCAGUACUGGCAAUUCGGCUGGCCUUUGUGAUUAUUUUUCAGAAUGUCGUCAUGAUGAUGAAUGACCUUGUGGACUGGCUAAUCCCAGACAUCCCAAAAGACAUCAGCCUCCAGAUCCACAAGGAGAAGAUUUUAUUAGUCGAUCUAUUUAUGAGAGAAGAGCAAGUGAAGAGCAUCAACCUUGAGAGCAGUGCCUCGGCAGUGAACAAGCACAGCAGGAACAACAACAACACAACCUCACAGCUGUAUUCAGACUCACAAAUACACGCCUAUUAGAACAACUACUGUAGUCAUUAAUGCUGUUUUAGUUGGCUUCCACAUACUUACUGUACGCAGGGGUGGAAAGAGUGCAAUUACAAUUUACUCUAGUAACUGUACUGAUGUAAAAAGCCACUCAAAGUAAAAAGUAGUUCAUUUCAAAUUUACUCAAAGUAAUAGUUACUUAGUUUUCUGUGUGGGUGUGUGUGUGCGCCAGGGGGGUGCAACAACAUUUAUGACAUUUGUACGAAUAUAUUUCCAUGUCGUUACAUAUACAUACAUAUGUGUUUAUUUUCUUUCUAUUACAGUAUGGCUUUACCCUUUUCUGGAAACAUUUGAAGUCUCCUCCUCAAAAUCUUGAUAUCAGGAUAUAGCAAUUUAUACUGGAUUUCUGACCACCAACGUGUGCUUUUCCAUCGUGUGCGCUUCAAUGGCGCGGCCCAGGAGGCUGGGAUUAACUUGCUCAUUUGCAUAAGAACACAAGAACCCGGUCGAACCUGGGCAAUGGUGCAAGGCCCAGGCUUUUUUUUGCGAUUGGACUUUCUAAAAGUAUUAUUUUCUAUCUUUUGUGCUCAUUUAAUUUGAUACUUUGUUCCAUAUUUCAUUUAUAACUUGUAUUAUUUUCUUUGCUGACCGGGAUUGUGUGUCGUCAUCUUCUGUUCAUAUAAGAAAAUUAGAAAUCCUGUAAAAAGAGAAAGCCGACUCCUUCUAUCUUUGCCACAACUUUCUUUUCUCUUUAAUUGGCAUCAUGGACAGGAUUCUCAGAGGAGGAGUUCAAAUUUUUACACAAAAGGGAAAACCCACUUUUUUGCAUAAGCUUGCAUAAACGGGCAAUCAAAAAUAUGUAUAAUUAUAUGUGAAUAAAUGGAAAUAUAUUCCGACACAACCAAGAUUACAGAAGUUAUAGCACCUACUGAUAAUGUAGCACAAAGGUAGCAGGACCCCUUUAUUUGUUAAAAAAAUAAAAUAUUUUUUUUUUUCUUUUUUUAGUUUUCAAUGUGUUGUAAAUUAUGUUUGCUAUGCUAAUUAGGAACUUUAAGUCAAGGGCUGCAGCAAUAGAGUAUAUUUGUAUAACUCGAUUAUCAAUUAGUGCAAAUAGUCGAGUAAUCGGAUUAUGAACAUUCAAUGCGUUUGCAGAAUAAAUUUCAGGAGAUGUAAAACUUGCAAGAUUGCACUUUAAAAAGAACAUUGAAUGCGAAUACAAAAUAAAAUUUGAGAGUGUUUCUUCAUUCUAUGCAUAAUUGCACUUGCAUUUCACAAGAGCAAUAAAUGCAUUUAAAAAUAAAUUAAAAUACCUGAUAUUAGCCUCAAACGGUAUAAAUAAAUAAAUGAGGAUCUAAGUACAACAAAUGAAUUGGCUAACUUAACUUGGCUAACAAAAGUCCGCUACCUUAAACGCUCUAAAAUACUAACUUUAUUUCUUACAAUGCUCUUAACAAAUCAUUCAAACACAUAUUUCAACAACAACAAAAAUGCUAAAUAUACCCAUAAACUAAAUUAAGAAUGCAUUAAAAAAAACACUAGCUCAAACAGAAAAUUACCUAAUAUUGGCCUUAACAGGGAGCAGCUGGAUUUACCCAUGUUAAAUGAGUUAUGUUACAUUCACUGUUGCCACUAGAGGGCAGUGUAUCCACCCAAAUCAAUAAAUCUAAAUGAAAACACUUUCAAAACAAACCAUUACAGCACGGUGACGGUGAGGGAGCACAUCCAAUAUGGAGGUGAUGCAAAACGCCUUUUUUGACAUAAUUGUCAUUCUGCAAUGUGUAGCUGUCUGAUGCUGCAAUUUCCCCCCUUUUUUCGCUUCUUUCAAAUACUUUGUAACGGAAUUACUCUAAAAUGCAACUGAGUACAUUAAUUCCAACACAAUUUACUUGAGUAAAAGUUUACAUUGCUUAUAUAUAUAUGCAUAUUUGCUGUAUGUACAUGUAAA
Molecule: messenger RNA, 4987 nt
Organism: Corythoichthys intestinalis (scribbled pipefish)
Lineage: Eukaryota; Metazoa; Chordata; Actinopteri; Syngnathiformes; Syngnathidae
Product: anoctamin-1-like
Exons: 24
Coding region: 250-3075 (941 amino acids)
Biological process (GO): chloride transmembrane transport
Cellular component (GO): plasma membrane
Molecular function (GO): intracellularly calcium-gated chloride channel activity; protein dimerization activity
Source: RefSeq, a predicted model, not a curated record